UUGGCCCUCCAACGAUGUCAGGGUCAUCUCCUUGUAUACAUUCCAACCUUCUUCUUCUGGUCAUCUUUGCAGGUCUUACCCUCAUAAAUGCCGAGAAGAAGGUUUACAUUGUGUACUUUGGAGGUAGACCUGACGACAGACAAGCUGCAGUCCAAACACAACAGGACGUCCUCUCAAAAUGUGAUAUUGUCCAUACUGAGGAAUCCAUAGUCCACAGCUACACCAAAAGCUUCAAUGCAUUAGCUGCUAAGCUGUCUGAAGAUGAAGCCCAAAAGAUUGCAGGAAUGGAGGAGGUUGUUUCUGUUUUUCCAAAUCGGUAUCACAAGCUUCACACAACAAAAUCAUGGGAUUUCAUUGGACUACCUCGAACAGCAAGAAGGCAAUUGAAACAGGAAAGCGACAUUAUUGUGGGGCUACUGGAUACAGGGAUCACGCCGCAGUCAGAGAGCUUUGCAGAUAAUGGGUUCGGUCCGCCCCCGGCAAAAUGGAAGGGGAGUUGUGGCCGCUUUGCUAAUUUCUCAGGAUGUAACAACAAGCUCAUCGGAGCUAAAUACUUCAAGCUGGAUGGCAAGCCUGACCCUAAUGACAUCUUAUCUCCGGUGGACGUUGAGGGUCAUGGCACCCACACAGCCUCGACCGUAGCAGGAAACAUUGUUAAAAACGCAAAUCUUUUCGGGCUGGCGAAAGGGACUGCACGUGGGGCUGUGCCUUCAGCUAGGGUUGCCAUGUACAAGGUAUGUUGGGUCAGCACAGGGUGCUCGGACAUGGACCUUCUUGCUGGAUUUGAGGCAGCCAUUGCUGAUGGCGUGGAUGUUAUCUCCAUCUCUAUUGGUGGGUUUACGUUCAAUUAUGCAGAAGACAUCAUAGCUAUUGGGGCUUUUCAUGCCAUGAAGAAAGGGAUCCUCACCAUUGCUUCUGCUGGAAAUGAUGGACCCGAUGAAAGUACUAUUGUAAAUCAUGCACCAUGGAUUUUGACGGUGGGGGCUAGCGGCAUUGAUCGGAGCUUUACGAGCAAAGUUGUGUUGGGCAAUGGGAAAACGUUCUUGGGUUCUGGACUGAGCGCAUUCGAUCCAAAACAGAAGAACUACCCUCUAGUAAGUGGUGCAGAUAUACCCAAGACCAAGGCGGACAAAGAGAACUCAAGGUUCUGCAUUGAAGACUCAUUGGAUCCCACUAAGGUGAAGGGCAAGCUGGUCUACUGCGAGCUAGAAGAGUGGGGCGUUGAAUCUGUGGUUAAAGGACUUGGAGGGAUUGGAGCUAUUGUUGAAAGCACAGUGUUUCUUGAUACUCCCCAGAUUUUCAUGGCUCCCGGAACUAUGAUUAAUGACACAGUCGGACAAGCCAUUAAUGGUUAUAUACAUUCCACUAAAACACCAUCGGGAGUGAUACAAAGGACCAAGGAAGUAAAAAUCCCGGCCCCAUUUGUGGCUUCAUUCUCAUCGAGAGGCCCAAACCCUGUGAGCCAACACAUACUCAAGCCUGAUGUUGUAGCACCUGGCGUUGACAUAUUGGCGUCCUACACACCUUUGAAGUCACUAACCGGGCUGAAAGGCGACACCCAGUUCUCCAAAUUUACGAUCAUGUCUGGCACUUCCAUGGCGUGUCCACACGUUUCUGGAGUAGCAGCCUAUGUAAAGUCUUUCCACCCGAAGUGGUCUCCUGCUGCCAUCAAAUCCGCCAUUACAACUACUGCAAAACCGAUGAGCAGGAGGGUCAACAAAGAUGGUGAAUUCGCCUAUGGUGCUGGCCAAGUGAACCCUCUAAGAGCUCUGAGCCCCGGCCUCGUCUACGACAUGAAUGAGACGUCUUACAUUCAGUUCCUAUGCCAUGAGGGCCUUAGCGGAAAAUCCAUCGGCGCCAUUGUUGGUUCAAAAUCCGUAAAUUGUUCCUCACUGCUUCCCGGACAUGGCAAUGAUGCUCUCAACUAUCCCACCAUGCAACUAAGCUUGAAAGACAAGAAUGAAACCACAGUGGGCGUUUUCCGGAGGACAGUGACCAAUGUGGGUCCUGCUCAAUCCGUCUAUAAAGCCACAAUUGAAGCUCCCCAAGGGGUGAAAAUAACUGUGACGCCUACCACGCUCGUCUUCUCCCCGACCGUGCAAGCACGAAGAUUCAAGGUUGUGGUGAAGGCAAAACCGAUGGCUAGUAAGAAAAUGGUAUCGGGUUCACUCACAUGGAGAAGCCAUAGACACAUUGUGAGGAGUCCUAUUGUGAUUUAUAAACCAUGAGGAUGAAGGAGACGGCUUGAAAAAUGGAGGAUAUAUACACGCUAAUGUGAUGUAAAAUUUAAUUUCUGUGUUGAUAAUCAUGUGUUGUGUAACACUGAAAUUAAUUACCGUAUUAUGAAUUAAAUAAAAGUCAUUCUUUUAUCAUACAAACUAUU
Molecule: messenger RNA, 2383 nt
Organism: Vitis riparia (riverbank grape)
Lineage: Eukaryota; Viridiplantae; Streptophyta; Magnoliopsida; Vitales; Vitaceae
Product: subtilisin-like protease SBT4.14
Exons: 11
Coding region: 15-2228 (737 amino acids)
Biological process (GO): proteolysis
Molecular function (GO): serine-type endopeptidase activity
Source: RefSeq, a predicted model, not a curated record